Messenger RNA from Chaetomium fimeti, 294 nucleotides. RefSeq lists its product as uncharacterized. NCBI's taxonomy places the organism in Eukaryota, Fungi, Ascomycota, Sordariomycetes, Sordariales, Chaetomiaceae. The coding region runs from base 1 to 294 and encodes 97 amino acids. The record is from RefSeq and is a predicted model, not a curated record. The transcript is spliced from 2 exons.
AUGCCCGCUCGUACCACCCGCCCCCUCCUCCAAACCCUCGCCCGCCAACUCCAACAACAGGGCAUUCAACGACAGCGGCAACAAUUCUCCAUCAUGCACAACCUGCGCACAAUCGCCCGCUCCUUCGAACCACACCCCUUCCAGCGUCUGCCCAUGGCCAGCAGGCCGGCGCCGGCUGACUGGAGCCGCCUGGUGCGAAGAGCCGGAGGGCAGGCUGUCGUAUUCUUCCCCGCCGGCCUCCUGAUGCUGGGCUGGCCAUACGCCGCCGCCGCCAUGCUCGACGGGAAGGUCUAA